This is a messenger RNA of Amoebophrya sp. A25, 4536 nucleotides long. Lineage: Eukaryota; Dinophyceae; Syndiniales; Amoebophryaceae. The record is from the annotation of a GenBank genome assembly.
CACCCGUCUUUUUUUUGAUGCGAUAGUUAGACCUGGUGAUGCACAACAUCAAUCAGGAGGACGAUAUGCAUGUCAAGUCGUCGUUUUUUUUGAUGCAAGAGACAGAAGGGCCGUUUGCAGGUACCCAUUUAUACUUACAGUCAAGCCGAAGAAGUGUAGAAGCAGGAUGGACAUUAUCGCACCAGCAGCCGAGAUGAAGAAAUGCGCUGUGUUCUUCAGACCUGUCUUUUUUUUUCAACAGCGAGCCAAACAUGGCAUGCACCGAUGCCGCGUACCGUCGUUCGGUUCGAACUUCGACUUUUUCUGAGUUGCAAUAAUGCUCGGUCCUCUCUGCUCGGAUUCGGAAGUGGAGGUCACUUUUUUUUUAAAAUAAUUGAAAGGUGGAGUCGUAAUCGUUUUUAUCACAUGGUUGAUUCGCAUUCGAUUUCAUUGGGCUCCCCUGUCGCAAUAUGAAAGAGUGUGUUGGGGACUUUGAAAGUAUUUUCUUCAUCCAAGGAACCAUCGCAUCAUGUUUGUACAGCACGAGUGUUCUUGAAGGUCGUGGAGUUCUUUCGCUUUGAAAGGUGACUAUUGUACUUGUACCAAAAAAAUGACAUGGAAGACGAAGCAUCAAGAUCAACUUGUUGAGACCAACUAGUAGGUUAGUUCAUCCUUGGUAAGUAAUUUUUCUCGUCUAGGUUUAUUGGGUGCUGGUCAAAGAAUACCAAUUUGAUGAUUAUGGUAGAAUCUUCAAUUUAGCACGAAACCGUAAGCCACAAUUAUAACCUAAGUACUAGAGUAUAAUAAAAAAAAAUCCAUUGUAAUAAAAGAACAUGCCCAACAGCUACAUCAACAAAACAAUGUCGCCUUCCGCGGCCGAAAAAGCGGGAAGGAGUAGGAGCGUUAAAACCGGGGAAUUCUUCGAAUGGAUUGGUGAGGAUAAUAUUCGAGAACGACACGCCGAAGAGGAAAACUAUGGUCUCGUUGCCACCCAAUCUGCAGCGGCUGCUUUGAGGAAAGCAGCAAAUGUAUUACUUCUAGUGCUACAGGAUGUUUUGUUGAUGUUGCCUCCUCGACCUCGACGAGAGCUAGACCGAGUCCUAGGCCGUCUUCUUGCUUCAUUUUUUCCGUCAUGUUUGGAUGAAAGUACUAGUGAGUUAGUUACUUACAUACAUAGUACUUUUUUUUGCAAUUGUUACUGUUAGAUCAUGGAUAUGGAUUUGGUUGCAUUGUUUUUCACGUUCAGACUUUCGCUGCUUACGGUCAGCGGUCCACCUCAUUGCCUGGAAGAGCAGGCCGUUUCGAGACCGGAACUGCUAAAGCUGUUGAGACUUUCAAGCGACUGCGCGACGGCUUUUCCUCAUCUAUGGCUCGGGGUAAUCAUGUUACAGCUGAGCAGCAAGAGGAGCUCGAUGACGAUGAGGAGGAGGACGCUGAUGACGCAGUAACGUCAACGACAGCGUCAGACUACGAGGAUGAAGAGGAUGAAACCAGUUGUAGUUCUUCUGGAGCAGAGGGAGGUAGAACAAGUUGUGCGCGUUUAUCUCGUAGAGGCAGAAGCACAACGACAUGUGGAAGGGAUAUGGGGUGUUGCACAUCUUCAGUUGGGAGAAAAGGAUUGUCCUUGUACUCACCACCAUCAUCUGGUGUGCGCGAUUGCAGCUUGAAGAUACUGCAAGGAAGAACCGGGUACGGGCAGACGGACAGUGCAGAUGAAUACAACCAACAUGUUCUGCGUGAGCAUUAUCACCAAGCUUCGGAAAGCACACCUUCAUCAAUUAGUUGUACGAAAAAUAUCAGUACGGAAUUUGUAGCAGACAUGCACCAUGUUUCAGCAACACUUUUUGGAGAAGGCUGUGGACAUUUUCAGCGACGUGCUUGGACGCCUUCGCCUUCGCCGAAACUGCUUAGAACACCAGAAGAGGCGUUUCUUCGACGUUGUGCAGCGUCAACUGCGCAAGGGAUCCAGAUGCCUUCCUGCCUGCCAACCAGCCGCUCGCCCUCCAUAUCUUCCUCACCUGGCGGCGGCUGCGGCAGGUUGUCAUUACUCGUCGCUGGACAAAAGGUUAAGGUACCACACGAGCUGCAGCAGGGCUCGUUCGAUCAAGAUAUCAGCCGGCGUGUUGAUUUCGGGGGUAGAAGUGGACUGGAUGGAUCUGCGAGGACUACAACAAGUCGCGGAUCCCCGUUUGCAUCGACGAAGUCACUGGUUGCACUACGUGCUGGCUUCAACCAGUGUGGCGGAAGCACAAGUUCAAGCAGCCGCCUAUCUCCUGGAUCGAGACUAGUUGAAUCGUCGACAUCAUGUCGCAUGCAAGGGCGCCUAGAAGGGAGUUGUAGCUCUUUGGUGGAUCAUGAACAAGAUGUCCUAGCAGCAAGAGUCGUAGCCGAAAGCUUCUUCGAAGUGAGUCCGACAGGUGAGUUGCGACACCAGGAGGCACAUCCCGCAAGAAAACGGCGAUUCGCGUCGCGCUCACCGUCCUCGCUGAAGAUGGGCAAUUUUAGAAGAAAAACCAACAGCCCAAGCCCUACACCAUCCACCCAAUUCCAGACAAGCAAUGCUCGGAUCCCUCCGUUUGGCACUACUAGUUGUACGUCUUCCACCGUGCUUCAAAGCAAGAACGGAAAGCUGAUGAUGAGCGCUGGAUCAUCCGCAGCUAGUUCCUGUGCAGACAGUGCGGCUCGGAUUCUCAGGAACGCUCGGGAUGCAUUGGGAGAUCCUUCGGUGCCGCAAGUGUGUGGAGCGCUGCUUUCGAUGUUGCCGCCAGCUCUUGUUAAGGCUUCCGGGAAUCCACCUUCAGAAGCAUCUUACUAGGACUGUAGUUUUAGUUCUUCCAUAAGGGAAAAACAAAACGGCUUCAAGAUGCAUCUCAAGAUGGAUGCGGGUGAGCGCUAAUCUUGGUGCUACAUCUGCUGGAGGGCUUUCCCUGGCAACGGCUAGCGCAGCGGGACUGGCCACACCCAUCGCCCUCGCUUUCUGCCCGAACCCGUUGCUAAUGUUCGGACCCGAAGUAGAGCAGGCAGUACAGGAUUGCCUGCCUGAAAACUGGUACUGAUUAUGACUGUAAGUAUUGACUUCGAAUUUGUGAUAUUGGUGGGAGUUGCUAUGUUUCUAAGUUCGCCUCUCCGUGGUCUCAAUUUGUUUUCUUGCUACUUUUGAAGAUACUUAAUUGAAGGCAAGGCCACAUACCUAUACAACUAGAUAGAUAAAGAUAAACGGCGCGCUUCCGCUUCGAUCUUCAGGUCUAUGCCAGCGCAGCAGAACGGAAUGCUCGUAGUGACGUUUUUGCAGGGGUCGCUCGCGUUAGGUCGGAUUUUUCUGGGUGAUAUUUUCGGUGGUGCUUACGCGUUGAUGCUUGCCACUCUGGGCUAUAAUUCGCGGCAUCCCGGUCCCCAGGCGAACACGCUGAAGACGUACAUCCUCAUUACCUUCAUCAACGGCACAGUGGGAACAGUGGAUUUUAUUCAAAAUAUGUUUCUAGGCAACUACCCGAUCUUGUCGCGCUCUUUGCCGCUCGCUGUGAAUGUCGCGCACUUGGUGCAAUUUGCGGUGCCUUUGAUCUCCUUCAGCGGCGCUUACAUCGGAUGGGAGUACAUCAAGGCGCAAAGGGCCUACAUGGCCAGGUAUCACUACGAGCAAGCAAAGCCCCCUGCAGUUCAUCCCUCGCUCCCCUGGCCACCACCAGCACUGCCGCCGCCGAAAGUGCUCGAGCACAUGGCUCGUAUCACUAUUCCCUAGAUUAAGAUGUUCCUGCUUUGUAGAUGUACAUGUAGUUAGUAUCAGUGAUAUUUAAUUUUUUCUUUGCCGAUCUACUUCUUGUUCUACUUGUACUUCAUCUACAACAAUAUAACUUACUAUCGCGAUCACAACCUGCACCCAGGUGAAAUGGAGGCAUACCACAAACGAAUGGCUGCCAUCACAAACAGUCGUGGUGAGAUAGUGCUGGACGCAGACCUGCAACCUGGCGCCUUACGCAAUAUUGAAGAGGAGAGCGAGGAUGAAGAGUCGUCUCUCUCUGAGGAUUUUUAAGGCUCCCCUUAUAUAUAACCUUGUUAACCUUACAGUACAUACUAGAUACAUGGUCAAAAAUUUACUCGUCCACAUAUGAUCAACAUGAGACGAAAAUUUAUGUCUUUACAGGCUUCUUGGGAUCGUAGGCAUCCUGGUCAGGGGAGAUGGCCAACAAGCUGCUCUUCAGGAUGAAUAUCGGUACUAAGGUCUAAUCUGAGGUGGAGGAAGGGAUCGAGGAACUCGAAGCUAGUCCGCGAAAAGCCAUCAUGGAUGGUGUAGCGAGUAAUACGACAAUCGAGAGCAGAAAUGCAGAGGACACGGCAAACAAGAGCAAAAAUGCAUCAACGUCAGCAUUGCAGUUAGUGAAAAAAACCUCAUCUGCAGAUCCCUCUUCGGCAUCUCCAGAUGCGGAACAGGCUGGGAACCAAGGUGUAGGUACAGCACCUGCAGAGGUGACAACCACAACGACCUCCACGACCACUAUCACAAUCACGGCUGCGACCACAACGACACUGUCUACCACAGUGAAGAAUUUAGAGGAGUAG